AUGAAUGGCACAAAUAGCUACGAUUCCCAGCAAAAUGACAAAAGAUACGUUACGCAACGACGUACCGUCGAUAUGAGCUCACCUUAUGAUAGAUUGUACCAUUUAAAGAAACAUGGGCUACCCAUUCCCUUCAUUGAGCCUGAAACAAGUUAUACAACCAACAUUUUACCUGCUGAUGCGUAUUUGCACAAUAGACGAGUGAUAAAUACGCCGACCAAAUUCACACAUCUGAGCUCGAACAAGGUAAAGCAUGUCAUUCCAGCUCUGGAAUGGACUCCAGAGGGUCGGAGGUUAGUUGUUGCGACUUAUAGCGGGGAAUUCUCGCUUUGGAAUGGGUCAACUUUUAAUUUCGAGAGUAUCAUGCAGGCCCACGACAGUGCCGUGGCUGUCAUGAAAUACUCACACGCAGGUGACUGGCUCAUAAGUGGUGACUCUAAUGGUACGAUCAAGAUCUGGCAGCCAAACUUCAACAUGGUCAAAGUGCUGGACGAAGCCCAUACGCAAUGCAUAAGAGGUAUCUCGUUCAGUGGCACGGAUUCUAAGUUUGUAACUUGUUCUGACGACAACAUUUUGAAAAUUUGGAAUUUCAGUAAUGGGCAACAGGAAAGCACGCUUUCCGGUCAUCAUUGGGACGUACGCAGUUGUGAUUGGCACCCGACGAUGGGUCUAAUCGCAUCUGGAUCUAAGGAUAAUUUGAUCAAACUAUGGGACCCCAGAUCGGGUCAAUGCAUCAGCACGAUUCUGGGUUGCAAGCAUACAAUUAUCAGUACUAAGUUCCAGCCUACCAAGGGCAACAUGCUGGCCGUGAUUUCCAAGGACAAAAGUUGUAGAGUAUUUGAUAUCCGUCAAAAUAUGAAAGAGUUGGCUGUUUACAAGGACGAGUCCGAUUACAUGUCUCUGACGUGGCACCCUAUCAAUGAAUCAAUUUUCACCGUAGGUUGCUAUGACGGAUCGAUGAAGCAUUUUGAUCUACUUCAAGAACCGCAAGAUCCGUCUUCGGGCUAUUACCAUAACAUUCCAUAUGCUCAUGACAAGUGUAUCACGUCUCUGUCCUACAACCCCGUUGGCCAUAUACUUGCAAGUGCUUCAAAAGAUAGAACAAUACGAUUCUGGACCAGGGCAAGGCCAACCGAUCCCAAUGCCUUCGAUGAUCCUACCUACAACAACAGAAAAGUCAAUGCUUGGUAUUUCGGUAUCAAUAAUAAUAUCAAUGCUAUCAGGCCCAAAACUGAAGAUGGUAUAGCAUUGCCCCCAGCAGGUAACGAGUUUGGAAGCUCCAUGAAUAAUAACAAUGCUUACAUAGGGCAGAGGGUUCAAUCACCGGCUUCUUCGGGUCUGCCGGGAUUGAACUUUUGA
Messenger RNA from Lachancea sp. 'fantastica', 1356 nucleotides. The record is from the annotation of a GenBank genome assembly. Lineage: Eukaryota; Fungi; Ascomycota; Saccharomycetes; Saccharomycetales; Saccharomycetaceae.